AUGGGUCAUGCUUACACUAACUGUACAUCAUCUCGAUGUCAAAAAUGCAAUUUAAAACAUCACACAUUGUUGCACUUUGUUCGAAAAAGUAAUGCUGAACCUUAUUCUGAACAAAAUACUCAGGAGUCUCAGGGUGCAGCAAAUUCCUUAGUGAAUACUACAAUAAAUAUGUCUAGUGAACGGUGUUAUAACAAAGAGCAAGUGUUGUUACAAACGGCUCUAGUGCAGGUGAAAGACAUAAACGGUGGCUACCAGGUGUGUCGAGCACUUUUGGAUAGUGGCAGCCAGAGCCAUUUUAUAUCACAGAAGUGUAGUGAUAGAUUGGGUUUACCUAAAAUAGAGUUGUCAUCUACUAUAACGGGUGUUGGAAAAACAAUAAACCAAUUAAAGUAUCGGUGUAUGGUCCAGUUAGAAGGGCUUAAAACCAAUUAUAAAACUGAACUUUCAUGUUUGGUAAUCCCUAUUCUAAGUGACAAUUACCCAUCAAAUUCCUUUAGUACAGGGAAUUGGCCUAUUCCAAACCACAUAAAUUUAGCUGAUCCAAGUUUUAAUCAUUCAGGGGAUAUUGAUAUCCUUAUUGGUGGAAGUGUUUAUUUGAAUUUGUUGUGUAUAGGUCAAAUCAGUCUGGGUGAGGGUUUGCCUGUCCUACAAAAAACAAGGCUAGGCUGGAUUAUUGGUGGUGAGUGUAACAAGGGAAAUCUUAACAAGGUAUUACGACCAUCCAGUUUCAGUUGUCAUUUUUCAGGAAAGUUUAGUAUUGAGGACAUGUUGCAAAGGUUCUGGGAGGUGGAGGAGGUGCAAGUUGAGAAAAAAUUGUUGUCAGGUGAGGAGCAACAGUGUGAGGGUAUUUUCUCUAAAACAACAAGUCGAAAUGAGUCUGGGCGUUUCAUAGUCCAUAUUCCCCUAAAGGAUUCACCAGAAUGUUUAGGUGAUUCGAGACACCAGGCUGUGAGGAGGUUCUUUGCAUUGGAAAAUAAAUUGGCAAAAAAUCCAAUAUUAAGUGAAAAAUAUAUAGCAUUCAUGGAAGAGUACAAGCGUCUAGGACAUAUGGUGGAAGUCCCUCCAGAGGAGUUAAAUAAGAGUCCUUCUUUUUAUUUUCCACACCAUUGUGUGACCAAUGAUAAGAGUCCAACUACUAAAUUAAGAGUAGUGUUUGACGGGUCUGCUGUUUCUGAGAGUGGUGAGUCUUUAAAUAGUAUCCAGUUAGUGGGACCUACUCUGCAAGAUGAGUUAUUUCAAAUCAUUUUAAGAUUCAGACAACAUAAUGUGGUUAUAUGUGCUGACAUUAUUAAAAUGUAUCGGCAGAUACUGAUUCAUCCUAGUCAGUUGGACUUGCAGAGAAUUGUAUGGAGGUCAGAUCCAUCUCAUGAUCUUUUAACGUAUAAACUUCAAACAGUAACUUAUGGCACAUCCUCUGCCCCAUACCUGGCAGUCCGAUGCUUAAAACAGUUGGCAAGUGAGUCAAGUGACACAUAUCCAAAGGCAUCCAAGGUCAUUGACAAGGAUUUCUAUAUGGAUGACUGGAUAUCCGGAUCUGAGUCUGCUGGUGGAGCUAUUAACCUGUGUAAUGAAGUGAGUGAGGUGUUAAGAUCUGGAGGUUUUGAGUUACAAAAAUGGGCAUCUAAUAGCAAGGAAGUGUUAGAUCAUCUAAGGGACAAAUACUCAUUAUCCUCUAUUUUAGUGUUUGGUGAAUCAGAAAAAACAAAGACCUUGGGUUUGUACUGGUUGUGUGAUGAAGAUUACUUGAUGUUUCGUAUUAAUAAUAAUGAUAGGGAUCGAAUAACAAAGAGAACUGUGUUAUCAGACAUAGCACAAAUUUUUGACCCUUUGGGGCUGGUGGCUCCAUGUGUUAUUGUAGCAAAGGUGAUCCUUCAGAGGUUAUGGUUAAACAAACUGUCAUGGGAUGAGUCCCUUCCCUCAGAUCUUAAUACUAGGUGGUGUAAUUUUAAGCAACAACUUCCAAAAUUGAAUUAUGUGAAAAUACCCCGACAUGUGUUAUGUUAUAAUCCAGUAAGCAUCGAAAUUCAUGGGUUUUCUGACGCUUCCUUGGAAGCUUAUGGAGCAUGUAUAUAUUUACGUAGUGUGACCAAGAGUGGGGAUAUGCAAGUGAGAUUAUUAUGCUCAAAGUCGAAGGUGUCACCCUUAAAGGUAUUAACAAUACCCAGAUUAGAGCUUUGUGCUGCCUAUUUAUUGGCUACCUUAGUAAAUAAGGUAAGAAUAUUAAUGAAUUUAAAAUUUGAUGCGUGUUAUCUAUGGACCGACUCUAGUGUAUGUUUGAGCUGGAUUAAAACGCCACCAAAUCUCUUGCAGACCUUUGUAGGUAAUAGGGUUUGUCAAAUCCAGUCAAUGAGUUCCCCUGAUCAGUGGAAUCACAUUUCAUCGCAGGAUAAUCCUGCAGAUGUAUUAUCUCGAGGUAUUAGCCCACAAAACCUUGGUAGUUUUGAGUUAUGGUGGAGAGGUCCCCAUUGGCUUGCUUAUCCUAAUCAUGACUGGCCAAAAUCCAAAUUUAACCCUCUAGAAGUACUACCUGAGCUUAAACGACAAGUGAUGUCUUUUAAAAUAGAGGAAGUUAAUCCCUUUCCUUUUAACCGAUUUUCCUCUUUGUCUAAGUUACAGCGUGUGUGUGCCUAUUGCUGGAGAUUCAUUAAAAAUUGUCAAAAGAAAGGGUCACCUGAAAAAUCUUCUAAUGUGAGUAGUUCUUAUUUGUCUGUGUCUGAGCUUCAAGAAGCUUUUUUGGUGUUGAUUAAAAUCUCACAACAGAAAAGUUUUAGUGAAGAAAUAAUAGAUUUAUCCAACAAUAGAAGUGUGAGUAAAUCUAGCAAACUUAAAAGGUUAAAUCCAUUUCUAGAUGACAAAGGAUUCCUUAGAGUAGGUGGGCGGUUAGAACAAUCUAAUUUUGAUUUCGAUAAAAAACAUCCAAUUGUGCUUGAUAGUAAACAUGAGCUUACAGGUCUUUUAUUCAAGCAUGAGCACAUUAGAUUAUAUCAUGCUGGUCCCCAGUUGCUAUUAUAUUCGGUGAGAGAUAAGUACUGGCCUAUAGGAGGCAGAACUCUAGCUAGAAAGAUAGUGUAUGAAUGUGUCAGGUGUUUCAGAGCUAAACCAAGAAAUAAGAGUGUCAUUAUGGGAAUGUUACCUGCUGAUCGGGUAAUACCUGCCCCUCAUUUUUCUUCAUGUGGAGUAGACUAUGCGGGUCCAGUGCUUAUUAAAAAUAAAAGGGGUAAGGGGUGUAUUAAAAUAAAGGGAUAUAUCGCAGUUUUUGUCUGUUUUACUACAAAAGCUAUACACCUUGAAGUAGUAACUGAACUAACAAAAGAAGCCUUUAUAGCGACAUUUCGGCGAUUUGUGGCGCGGCGUGGUAAACCCAACAAGAUGUUCUCAGAUAAUGGUACAAAUUUUGUUGGGGCUAAGAGUGAACUAGAGGCACUUGGUAAGUUUCUUCAGGAGUCCAGUGAUAAUAUUAGUGAAUUAAUUGCCAAUCAAGGUGUGGAGUGGCAUUUCAUACCUGCCUUUUCACCUCAUUUCGGAGGGCUAUGGGAGGCCGGUGUAAAAUCCUGCAAGGUUCAUUUAAAGAGGGUACUGGCAAAUGCGUGUUUAGUAUAUGAAGAUUUUUCUACUGUUUUGUGUGAAAUUGAAGCCAUUUUAAACUCCCGACCCCUAACACCCAUGUCCAAUGACCCUAGUGACUAUUCCGCUCUAACUCCCUCACAUUUUUUGAUUGGGCGACCAAUGAUGCCUUUACCAGAUCCAGAGGUGCGACAUAUACCCGAAAAUAGACUUUCCGUGUAUCAACGCUUUCAACAGAUGCAACAACAUUUCUGGUCGCGUUGGGCAGUUGAAUAUGUCUCCGAGCUGCAAGUUCUGCAAAAGUGGCACACCAGUCAACAAAGCCUGAAACCAGGCAUGUUGGUAGUUGUUAAGGAAAACAACAUUUCUCCUCUUCGGUGGUGUAUGGGUCGUAUCGAGAAAGUUCAUCCUGGUCAAGAUGGAGUGGCUAGAGUGGCAACCAUAAAAACUGAGCAUGGAGUGAUUAAAAGAGCAUUUACUAAAAUUUGUGUACUACCUAUAGAUGCUUUAGAGGAGCCAUGCUCUAGUGACAUCCCUAACUCCUAA
Anthonomus grandis grandis is the source of this 4110-nucleotide messenger RNA. RefSeq lists its product as uncharacterized. Gene Ontology annotation, molecular function: nucleic acid binding. Lineage: Eukaryota; Metazoa; Arthropoda; Insecta; Coleoptera; Curculionidae. The record is from RefSeq and is a predicted model, not a curated record. Gene Ontology annotation, biological process: DNA integration. The coding region runs from base 1 to 4110 and encodes 1369 amino acids. The transcript has a single exon.